AUGUAUGAGCCUCGGUACUACGAUAGCCCCCCUGUGUACAGCCCACCUUACAGCACUAACUCCCACAGCUUCUACCCCCCACGGAGCGUCCACUCCCCGCAGAGCCAGUAUGUCCCCUACACCAACAACGUCCCCCCGGACUCCCACUACAUGGAGGAGAAGCCUCAGCACUUCUACCGCUGGUUUUCUCCUCCUGGCUUCGUCAAAUCCUUCCAAGGAGCAACGGUCCUCAUGUGCUUUCUCAUCUUCGCCUGCGUGGCCUCCACCUUAGUGUGGGACAUGAAUGGAUUUGGGUACGGGGGCUACGGUGUCGGGGCUGCAGGGGGUGGUGCAGGGAUGGAGUCUGGAUAUUAUGGAGGCAGCUACGGCUACGGGGGCUCCUACAUGACGCCACAGUCUGCCAAGGCGGCGAUGAUCUCCAUGGCGGCCAUUAACUUCCUGGUCUCACUGGGCUUCCUGGUGGCCAGUUUCUCGCGGUCACGGAUCAUGAGGGGGUGCAGGUUCUACCUCACCAUGUUCAUCUGUGAUAUCAUCUUAGCUGUCCUUCAAGGCAUCAUUGACAUCAUCUUUGUGAUUGGGGUGAACCCGAUGUCUCAGAGCUCACAGAGCAUGCUCUACAAUCCCAUGCUGAUGAUGUGCCAGAGCAUCCAGGGCAGUCCCAGCCUCAGCGGCAGCAUCGGGGCCGGGUUUCCAGGCGGUUUCCCCAUGUACAACCAAUACCUGUACCACUACUGCUUCAUGGACCCCGAGGAGGCGGUGGCGUUUGUGCUGGGUCUGAUGGUGGUGUUGGCCCUGUCCCUGUCGGCUUACUACGCCUACAAGACCCGCAGCAAGAUCUGGCACCACGGCAAAGCUAACAUCUACUGGGACGCGCCGAGGGUCAGGUCUUCAGAGGGCCAGGAUGUACAGGACUGG
This is a messenger RNA of Notothenia coriiceps (black rockcod), 915 nucleotides long. Its product is annotated as occludin-like. Gene Ontology annotation, molecular function: cis-regulatory region sequence-specific DNA binding. Gene Ontology annotation, biological process: positive regulation of transcription elongation by RNA polymerase II; snRNA transcription by RNA polymerase II. The annotation marks the transcript as partial. The record is from RefSeq and is a predicted model, not a curated record. The transcript has 3 exons. Gene Ontology annotation, cellular component: transcription elongation factor complex; membrane. NCBI's taxonomy places the organism in Eukaryota, Metazoa, Chordata, Actinopteri, Perciformes, Nototheniidae.